AUGCCACCUAGUCCCCAAUAUCCGUUCCUAAGAAGUGAGGAUAAAUCUUCGAGCACUUCUCACAUUGAGCUUGGAGAAGUGCCUGCUAAAGAGGUGUAUGAGGAUCCAUCAAAUAAAAAACUGGACCUCGAGGAAGAUGCAGGCGGUAAGGUGUCCGAAUUUCUGGACACGAAUUUGAACUUGGGCCAAGAGAUUAGAGCCCUGGACGACUUGGGCAAUUCCCACAAGCGUGAACGUUCGUUUUGGGGAAAACUGGCGGCUUUGGAGUUUGAAGUUCAUUUUGAAAACAAAAACCACAUGGUGAUAAUGCUGGGUGCUUUUGCAGCAUUUGCUGGUAUUCUCUCUGGUAUCGAUCAGUCCAUCAUUUCUGGUGCCUCUAUUGGCAUGAACAAGAUGCUGCAUUUGUCAACUCACCAAGCUUCAUUAGUGUCUUCGCUGAUGCCUUUGGGUGCCGUCGCCGGAUCUAUUCUCCUGACUCCACUGAGCGAGUAUUUUGGUCGUAAGAAGGCUUUGGUUAUAUCGUGUGUGUUUUACACCAUUGGGGCUAUCAUUUGUGCUGCUGCAACGAAUCAUCACGAAAUGUACGCGGGCAGAUUCCUGGUUGGAGUUGGAGUUGGUAUUGAAGGUGGUGGUAUUGGUGUCUACAUCUCCGAGUCUGUUCCAUCGUCUGUGAGAGGUAGCCUGGUUUCUUUGUAUCAGUUUAAUAUUGCAUUGGGAGAACUGUUCGGCUACAUAAUCGGUGUGAUCUUUUUCGACGUGAAGGGUGGUUGGAGAUACAUGGUGGGCUCCUCUCUGGUCUUUUCUACAAUUUUGUUUGUUGGUCUUUUGUUUCUACCGGAAUCUCCCCGUUGGUUGAUGCACAAGGACCGUGUCGGUGAGUCCUGGAAUGUCUGGAAGAGAUUGAGAGACGUGAACGUUGAGGCCAAUAAAGUUGAAUUUUUAGAGUUGAGACAGGCGGCCGACCAAGACAGACAGCUGCGUAGCAGCGAAACCCAUUUCCAAUCGUUGUUCAACCUGGUAUGCGUUCCUCGUAACCGUCGUGCUCUGGUUCAUUCGAGUAUCAUGAUUGCUUUGGGUCAGUUGACGGGUAUCAAUGCCAUCAUGUAUUACAUGUCGACACUAAUGCGUCAGAUAGGUUUCUCUGAGAAGAGAGCGGUAGCAAUGUCUAUGGUGGGCGGUGCUGCUCUGCUGAUUGGUACGAUUCCUGCCAUCUUGUGGAUGGAUAAAUUCGGAAGACGUACAUGGUCAAUGACAAUUGUCUUGUUUUCGAUCGGUUUGGUGUUGGUGGGUGUCGGAUAUCUGUAUCAGGAUUCAAACUUGAUCGCAGCAGAGGGUGUAUAUCUGACGGGUCAGAUUAUUUACAACAUGGCAUUCGGUUCCUAUGCGGCAUUGACAUGGGUGCUGCCUUCCGAGUCUUUUUCGUUGGGUACUAGGUCUGUGGGUAUGACUGUUUGUUCAGCUCUGCUGUAUCUGUUCGCCUUUACUGUGACAUACAAUUUCGAAAGAAUGCAAAGUGCGUUCACGUACACAGGUUUGACUUUGGGCUUUUACGGUGGCAUUGCGAUCGCCAUUGGUAUUCCAUACCAGUUGUUGUUCAUGCCAGAAACAAAGAACAGAACGCUGGAAGAGAUUGAUGAUAUUUUCGAGAAGCCUGUCAGGCAAAUAGUCAGAGAGAACAUUGCUUACCUAAGAAAGGGUAAGCUAACUUAUUAG
This is a messenger RNA of Torulaspora globosa, 1713 nucleotides long. RefSeq lists its product as uncharacterized. The transcript has a single exon. The record is from RefSeq and is a predicted model, not a curated record. Gene Ontology annotation, molecular function: myo-inositol:proton symporter activity. Gene Ontology annotation, biological process: transmembrane transport. Gene Ontology annotation, cellular component: membrane. NCBI's taxonomy places the organism in Eukaryota, Fungi, Ascomycota, Saccharomycetes, Saccharomycetales, Saccharomycetaceae. The coding region runs from base 1 to 1713 and encodes 570 amino acids.